UUGAUCACGUUUUUUUUUGUAUUUGAACUCAACUACAUCAGUAUUUUGUUUUCAGGAGCGACAUUACGAACACGUCCUCUUCAGUGAUGAAGGUUUGGUUAUUGAUUUUGAGCGUCUUGUUAAUUAUAAAAAUGUAACCUGACCUAAUUGACGGGCUAAAUAUUUCCUCGAUCACCUAGAUACAGAUUAAAUCAUCGAUAUUGGACGGUGGGAUAAAGUUUACCAUUAAGGAAGAAAUUUGAACAAAAUGACAACUGUAGUGGCACCAGUUUCCAGCUCCCUUGCAAUGAAUGCAUCGGAAGAUCAAGGCCAAAGUCUUGAUGAUGCGCCUCCCAUGCCAUGGAUGACCAUUGCCUACUAUACAUGCGAGGUGAUAUUGGGGUUCUGUGCAGCUGUCGGUAAUGCCACCAUAGUGAUAGCCGUAGCUGCCACAAAGAAGCUCCACAACGUACCCAACGCCUACCUAGUCUCCCUGGCCAUAACCGACUUCUGCAUGGGUGUUUUGGGGAUUCCUUCCCUGUUGCUCGCCCUCAACGGUUACCCAAGGAACUAUGGCCUCUGCAUGACGCUUCUGACCAUCGUCCUGCUGCUGGAUCUGUGUUCCAUGUACUCUCUCCUGGCACACACCUUCAACCAGUACUACUCCACUUGCAGACCCCUCCAUUAUCCAACCAUCAGUACCACCAACCGGGUCAUACUUCAUGUGUUUCUGGCUUGGGCUUUCCCUCUCGCCAUCGCUUUGGUCAUGCCGAUUGGUUGGAACAACGGCGAUCCUUCAAAGGGCCUCUGUGUUUUGAUAGAGAUUGUUAGUAUGGACUUCUUGGCCUUCAUGUUCUUCGUUGGCAUGAUACCCCCUUUCAUCGCUAUGUGCAUCAUGUACCGCAGUAUAUUCAAAGCUAUUUCAAAACAGAUGCGUCAACUGGAGGACCUAGAGAAGAUAAGGACCCGACUACAAGUGCCAGCUUCAUCUCGUGGCGCCUCAAAGAAUGGUUCUUCAAGCGUUAAAGAUAAUGAUGAUACGACAAGAAAAUCAGUGGAUGUUUUGGCGCCAACUGGUAAAACGCAGAAUAACAAAUCCGAUGACGAUGGCAGCAAUUGUGGGAAUACAGAUAGAAGAGAUAAAGAUGUUAAUGAAAAAAGUAAGGGAACUGGCAGCGUCGCGAAUUCAUUCAAGCGAGUAGAAGCAGAACGCAAGAAAGCGCUAUUCUUUUGCUUUCUCAUGCUUUUUCUCUUCUGCACGUGGUGUCCGAUAUUCACUCUUGAUAGUAUCAUUGCCUUUGGAAUCGUCCCAAGUAUCAACCAGCACGCUCUUAACCUCGCCGUUCUCUUAAGCCAUUUCAACAGUGCUUUUAACCCCGUCAUCUACGCGCGCAAGAGUGAGUUUCGGCUUGUUUUUAGACGAUGGUGGGCGAGAAUAACGUGCCAAAAUCGUCGCGUGCAUGGAGAAGGCAGUGGCGUAAACUCCGUGUCUACCGUAGGCUGAAGAAAUCAAUAAAGGCUCUGUCUAAUUGAAAUCAAAUUUACCCCUUCUUGUUUUUGUAAAUAAAAUGUUAAUCUGACAGCGGGUAUAAAUAGUGUAACAUAUUUACCCAAGGGUGCAGGUGUGCUCUGUUUACUCUAUAUGGCGACAGAGAACACAGAGCCGUGCACAUCUGACAUUGACUAACUGAUAAGUGAUUACACAAAGUUUAUGCCAAUAAAGGAAAUAAAUUGCUUUGAGUAAUUCAGUUUUCCCUAUAAACAGAUUCAUCUUGUACGAUGAAGGAAAUAUAUAUCUAUAAUUUUUAAAUGUUCGCCUACCAUGUUUUAGUUCUAUUUUUUUGUAAAGAUUAUGAUCAAUAACACUGGCGGCAACAUGUUACCUAAUAUACAUCCACUCCAAAUAAUAGGCCCUUUGGGAAAAUAUUUCCACUAUUCAUUUUUCGUCUUUUCUUCUUAUUACGUCCUUUUCAAUUUUUUUCUCAUUUUAUCUAAAUAUCGUUUAUUAAUUACUUCGAAAAUCAUAAGGGCAAUCGGUCUUUGUUCAUUCACGUUGUGCUGUGGCGUUGUGACCGGCUGCAUUUUUUUAUUAAUCACCUUUAGAGAGGAUUUGAAAUGCAAUUUAUUCACUUCCGAUGGAAAUAUACAUAUUGCAUCAUGUUUAAGCGUAUUAUCUUGUUAUUGUGUGAUCAUGAAUGUAAUCAAUGAUAUAUUCGGAGAUUUUAGACUUAGAUUUUGACUUAUUUCGUCUUUAGCACAUGUUGAACUCGU
Messenger RNA from Lytechinus variegatus (green sea urchin), 2250 nucleotides. Its product is annotated as adenosine receptor A2b-like. Gene Ontology annotation, biological process: adenylate cyclase-activating adrenergic receptor signaling pathway. The record is from RefSeq and is a predicted model, not a curated record. Lineage: Eukaryota; Metazoa; Echinodermata; Echinoidea; Temnopleuroida; Toxopneustidae. The transcript is spliced from 2 exons. Gene Ontology annotation, molecular function: G protein-coupled receptor activity. Gene Ontology annotation, cellular component: membrane. Bases 248 to 1483 code for a protein of 411 amino acids.